ACCGUCUUGGCUGGUUGUCAAAACCACUACACCGGAGACAAAGCAGCUCAGGUUGCUCCAGAGGUUGCCAGAAAGAGACAAGGGGCUGCACUGUCCAGCCAGUCCUCAAUUCCUGCUGGUUCAGGCCUGACACGGCAGUACCAUGGCCGACCGUGAAGAAUCUGGGAAGAUGAAUGGCAAUGCUGGUCACUCUUCCAGUCUCCUGGAGCCACCCAAAGAGAGCAUGCAGCUAAAAAAGGAGAUCUCGCUGCUCAAUGGAGUCAGUCUGAUCGUAGGAAACAUGAUUGGCUCCGGCAUCUUCGUCUCCCCGAAGGGUGUGCUUAUCUACAGUGCCUCUUAUGGGCUGUCGCUAGUCAUCUGGGCCAUUGGGGGCCUGUUCUCAGUGGUGGGGGCCCUUUGUUAUGCUGAGCUGGGAACAACAAUAACAAAAUCAGGGGCAUCUUAUGCAUACAUCUUGGAGUCAUUUGGUGGCUUCAUUGCAUUCAUUCGUCUGUGGACAUCUUUGUUGAUCAUUGAACCCACCAGCCAAGCAGUCAUAGCUAUUACAUUUGCAAACUACUUGGUGCAGCCACUCUUUCCAACAUGUGAACCACCAUAUGCAGCAGCCAGGCUCAUCGCUGCAGCGUGUAUAUGUUUACUGACAUUUAUCAACUCUGCCUACGUAAAGUGGGGAACUCGAGUGCAGGACAUUUUCACCUAUGCAAAGGUUGCAGCCCUCAUUGUCAUCAUUGCCACUGGCAUCGUGAAGCUGAGCCAGGGCUACACAACCAACUUCGAAUCGUCCUUUCAGGGGUCAUCUACAGAUCCUGGUGACAUUGCGCUGGCGUUGUAUUCUGCCCUCUUCUCUUACUCUGGCUGGGACACACUUAACUUUGUAACUGAGGAGAUCAAAAACCCAGAAAGGAACCUGCCUCUGGCCAUCGCCAUCUCUAUGCCCAUUGUCACCGUCAUCUACAUCCUCACCAAUGUGGCCUACUAUGCUGUUCUGGAUGUUAGUGCUAUACUGGCCAGCGAUGCAGUGGCAGUGACUUUUGCAGAUCACACUCUUGGUGUAAUGGGCUGGACUAUCCCCAUUGCUGUGGCUUUGUCCUGCUAUGGAGGCCUCAAUGCCUCUAUUAUAGCUGCAUCCAGGUUGUUUUUUGUGGGCUCUCGUGAGGGUCACCUUCCAGAUGCUCUGUCCAUGAUCCAUAUACAGAGAUUCACUCCAGUCCCUGCUCUGAUCUUCAAUUGUGUCAUGUCACUGAUCUACCUGACGGUGGAGGAUGUCUUCCAGCUCAUCAACUACUACAGCUUUAGCUAUUGGUUCUUCAUGGGACUGUCCAUUGCUGGCCAGAUCUACCUCCGCAUAAAGGAGCCUGACAGACCCAGACCUCUCAAGCUGACGUUACUGUACCCAGUGGUCUUCUGUCUGUGUGCUGUGUUCCUGGUGGCAGUUCCUCUUUACAGUGACACUGUCAACUCUCUGAUUGGCAUUGCCAUCGCCCUAUCAGGCGUUCCUGUCUACUUCUUUGGUGUUUAUCUUCCAGAGUCUCAACGACCACCUGUCAUCUCCAAGCUACUGUGUUGGCUGACUCACUUCACCCAGUAUACCUGCUACUGUGUACUGACAGAGAUGGACAAAAGCCAGUAGAAUCUAUUACACUUGAACACUUCCAUCUCCAGCCACCAGACAACAAAUUCAGCUGGGAAAAAGGGAUUUCUGACUCUUUUAUUGUACUGUCAACCACACUGAAACUGUCAGACUUGAAAAUGCUGCCACAGAUGCAAAUGCUCACUUGUAGAUUCAUCCUGGACUUCAAGGAUUUUCAGAUGACAGAUGACCUCUGUUAUAAACUCUGCACCUUGUUAGUUUAACAGGUAGUACAGUCUGUAUGCCUUUUUAAAUAGUAUUUGUGAGAUUUUACAGGUGCUGUGACCACAGGGACCUGAUAGCAAUACAAGUAAAUUUUAUGCUGUAUGAAUGCAUGCCCAGUCACACCUGAGAUUAAACUGUCAGUCAUGGUCACUUUUAGAAUUGAAAAAAAAAGAAACAAAAUACUGCUGCUAUGUGAAGAUGUUGGCUCAUUAUUCCAGUGACAUUGCCUUUAUGUAGCGUUGGUGCCAUUUUCCUUGUAGUUUCA
Messenger RNA from Stegastes partitus (bicolor damselfish), 2120 nucleotides. RefSeq names its product solute carrier family 7 member 6 (gene slc7a6). NCBI's taxonomy places the organism in Eukaryota, Metazoa, Chordata, Actinopteri, Pomacentridae. The transcript has 10 exons. Gene Ontology annotation, molecular function: L-amino acid transmembrane transporter activity. Gene Ontology annotation, cellular component: membrane. The record is from RefSeq and is a predicted model, not a curated record. Gene Ontology annotation, biological process: amino acid transmembrane transport. Bases 143 to 1630 code for a protein of 495 amino acids.